UUUGAAACAGGUGGUCGAAGAUGCCGUCGUUGCCUUUAUUGACGUUGGCGCUUCCCAGGGUUGCUGAUAUUUCUCUACGCUCAACCAAACCAAAAAACCCCAUUUCCAGCUGCUUGUUUGCAUAUCUCUUGACCUCUUUAACCAUCUACAAUGGCGUUCUCUGCGAAAUUACACCCUAUCUCACCACCCUCUCUCGGUUUUUCCUGCAAAUCCCGCCGACCCUUUUCUCCUCAUUACGCUUAUUUUCUAAAGCCCCUUACAAUUAGAGCUUCGACCACUCUAGAUUACUCCCAACCCUCAUCAGUGGCGACAUCAUCGACCCCAUUAAAGGCUAGUAAUUGGCAGUGGAAAUUCAAAGACAAUCUUAUAAACAUCUAUUAUGAGGAAUAUGAAGGCCAGAGUUCUGAUUCACCUAAAGAUAUUCUCAUGAUACCGACGAUUUCUGAUGUUAGUACUGUGGAGGAAUGGAGAAUAGUGGCGAGAGAGCUUGUACAAAAGGAUAGUAAAGUCAAUUGGCGUGCUACUAUUGUUGAUUGGCCUGGUUUGGGUUUCUCUGAUAGGCCAAAGAUGGAUUACAAUGCUGACGUGAUGGAGAAGUUCUUAGUGGACUUGAUCAAUGCUCCUGAUGGUCCAUUGAGCAGCUCAAAAGAUGAUUUGGUGGUAUUUGGAGGUGGUCAUGCGGCUGCACUAACAAUUCGUGCAACAAAUAGGGGUUUGGUGAAGCCAAGGGGCAUUGCUGCUGUUGCACCUACUUGGGCUGGACCACUUCCUAUUGUAUUUGGUCGAGAUUCCACCAUGGAGUCAAGGUAUGGAUUUCUGAGAGGCACAUUAAGAGCACCUGCUGUUGGUUGGAUGAUGUAUAAUAUACUCGUCAGCAAUGAAAAUGCAAUUGAAUCACAGUAUAAAUCUCAUGUCUAUGCCAACCCUGAAAAUGUUACUCAAGAAAUUAUUGAAAGCAGAUAUGCACUGACUAAAAGAGAUGGCGCUCGUUAUGUGCCUGCUGCUUUCUUGACUGGUCUUCUCGAUCCCGUUAAAUCCCGAGAAGAAUUCGUGGAACUGUUUGCAGGUUUGGAUGGAAAGAUACCAAUUUUGGUUGUAUCAACAGAAAAAUCUCCAAAGAGGUCAAAGGCAGAAAUGGAAGCUCUACGAGGAGCCAAAGGGGUAAGCAAGUUUGUGGAGUUGCCAGGAGCCCUUCUGCCACAAGAAGAGUAUCCAUCAGUAGUUGCCGAGGAGCUCCAUCAGUUCUUGAAGGAGAAUUUUGAAGCUGCUGAUUGAAAUAUAUUUGUACCUUAAAGUUGUUGAAAGAUGUGGGUAUAGCUAAAGGAUCUUAAGACUUUAAGAAUGGGCAAAUUUUUGUGAAUUGGCCUUAAAAUAAGUAAUACCAUACAAAGACAUUCUGUGCC
Molecule: messenger RNA, 1403 nt
Organism: Cucumis melo (muskmelon)
Lineage: Eukaryota; Viridiplantae; Streptophyta; Magnoliopsida; Cucurbitales; Cucurbitaceae
Exons: 4
Coding region: 151-1275 (374 amino acids)
Cellular component (GO): chloroplast
Source: RefSeq, a predicted model, not a curated record